Molecule: messenger RNA, 3636 nt
Organism: Dichomitus squalens LYAD-421 SS1
Lineage: Eukaryota; Fungi; Basidiomycota; Agaricomycetes; Polyporales; Polyporaceae
Exons: 5
Coding region: 135-3422 (1095 amino acids)
Cellular component (GO): Set1C/COMPASS complex
Molecular function (GO): histone H3K4 methyltransferase activity; RNA binding; protein binding
Source: RefSeq, a predicted model, not a curated record
CACCUCCACCAUCUUCCCCGCCGCCACUUCCGCCCGAUGCCCCUCCUCCCAUCCCCUCAACGUCGGCAGUACGCCUGCCCCCUACUGGGCCUCGCCGAGAUCCAUUUUCGGGUGCAUACACCGCUCAACAAGGUAUGCGCCUACCAGUACAUAUCCCAACUGGCCCCAGAGCGCAGAGACCGCCGAGUCCCGCUAUCCCCCAACCUCCAAGCGAGCCCCCACCUCCCCGUCCGCCUUCGCCGCAGCUCUACUCCCUGCCUCCUCCGCCGCCAUGGCCACCGGAACCAUCCGAGUUUCCCCCCGGAAAGAACUGGAAAGUGCUGUUCGACUACGCGAUUGACAAGGACCGAGAAGGGCAGUACCGGGCGCUGGCGGAAAAGCUGCGGGAGAAGGGGAUGGACCAGGGAGACGAGCCGCGCGUGAAGGGGAAAGGGAAGGGGAAAGAGAUCAUCUUGCGGUACAAUGGCGAGGUCAUCGACGGAGAACACGACGCCGUCAUCCGGGAUCCAAGGAAGGAGACGAAGGUGAAGAGGCUGCCGUCGAUGAGACCGGUGAGGGCGGAGCUUGUGCAGUGCAAAUACGAGUACGAUGUGAACUCUUCCGGCCCGCCCCCGCCGACGAGCGUUCUCGUGUUGGGUAUAUCACCGCUCAUGCCAAAUCAGCACUUACGACGUCAUUUUGGCAUGCACGGUACAAUCAUGUCCUUUGAGCCACAAAUCGACAAGUCAAGUGGUGGUGCGCUCGGGAUCGUGUUCAUCAGGUAUAUGUCACACGAGGAUGCGAAGAAGUGCGUGGAGAACGAGCAUGGCAAGAAGCUAAACAUCGCAGUCCCUGGGGUAGGCGAGGGGGAGGAGCUGCGGGUCGUAUCCGAUGGCGAGGGAAAGGUUCUGAAGGCAGUCAUGAAUGAGCUGGACAGGCGGAGAAGGGAGAAGCUGAGACGAGAGAAGGAGGAGAAGGAGAAGGCCGCCGCACAUCUGAAGCCCACGCCAACGUCGAGUGCGAGUCAGACGCCCGUACACGCAAACAAUCCAUGGCGAACGACGCUGCGAGAUGGGGGACCUCAUCGACAACAGGGCCAGCAUGCCGCUCCACGAUCUUUGCUCCCGAACGUCCACCUCCCCAUGCGCCCGCAAGGGCUCACACCAAUGUCUAUGACAGGCUCUCCUGCGCAACAUGACAAGGCUAGUCCGCUGCGAAACGGUACGCCGACAGGGCCGCGGAACGGCCCUGCGCGCGUGCGGAGAGCAGCACCAUCCGCUCCCUUUCGCGCGCGCAACAAUGUGCCACAUCCAUUGCGCGCCGUUCCCCCCGCCAAUAUCCGGCCCCCGAUCCACCUGUUUCCCAACGGCAUCGAGGCAGGACCUGUCCUACCGCCACACAUGCAGUUUGGCCUGAACGGCGUGGAGACGCCGCCCCCGAUGCCGUUUCCGCCUUCGCGCUCGCCAUCGCCCGUGUCAAGGCGGCCGCAGUACGGGCGGGCGAAGAAGAGUGUGGACUACGACGUGAUCAAGGCAGAGCUCGCCAAGAACGGGUUCGACCAUAUCGCCAUCGACGGACAUGUGGGCAGCGUGGACGAGGAGGACGUGGAGAAGUUCAUGGUGGGGUUCAAGGUCGACAAGAUCCUGCGCGACCGCCAUAGCUGGUACGUGACGUUUAAAGACCGGGACACGGCCCAUCGAGCUUUGAUGGUGCUGACGGGGACCGGUCGGACGCUUGCGCACCAUGCUGUCAACGUCACCGUUCGCGCUGCGCCCACCCACGUACCCACCGCGCACAAAACCCAGUGGACCGACGGCGAGCUGCUCGAGCAAGCCGAGAAGGAGCUUCGGCAAGAGCUUCGGGCGACCCUGGAGAAGGAUAUCGUGGAGCGCAUUCUUGCGUCGCAGGUGAGGAGGCUCGUUGCCGAGGAGCGUACCAAGAAAGGCGUGCGCACAGAGCCUGUCGUCGAUGGUCAUGUUGCAGAGGCUCUGGAACACGAGUCGAAAUAUUUGGACAAGGACGCCCUCCGCGGGCUCUCGUUUCGCAACAAGAAGAAGCGGCCUCGGGAAGAUAUGGUGGCGCCAGUAGAAACAGCGGUGAUGACGGAGGAUGACAUGGUGGUCGAGAGGCCAAAGAAGAAGCCGAAGAAAGCCAAAAAGGUGUUCGUCGAGGAGAAGCUCAUAGAGUCCGAGGAUGAGGAAACCACUCCUGCCCUACUACCGCCCGAACCGACGAAGCAGCGAAAGCGCGCUAUGUCAGAAGCGAGCGAGGUCGAGGUACCAGUCAAGAAGAAGUCCAAAUCUCAGCAAGUCCAGGUCUUCGAGGACAACGCCAUACCUGUUCGCACGAAGAAGUCCAAGAAGACCGCAGUCGCAGAGGUCCUGCCAGACACGAGAAAUGUCAGUGCCUUUGGGGACGAAAUCGUCCACGAAGUCGUCCCCGAGACAUUACUAUCUGGGCCUCCUACCAUCGACGAAGUGCACGUCACGACUCCUCUCGGCUUCACUCCGUCACCGCUCGCUUCUCCUGCAGCGGGUGGUCCUGUUCCUAUCCAGCCGCCGUCGGCCGGAAUCAUCGACCCCAUUGCCGAGGGGAUUUGCGAGGACGAAGAGGACAUGUACUUUGCGAAGCUCGCGCUCGAGCGCAUGUUGUUCGGCAAGUCCGCAGCAUCAUUGGACGAGCCCGAACACGACGUGGAACUUGAUGCACCGGCGCCCUUCCGGAAGCACGUCACUGGAUCUGCGCGGACCGAAGGAUACUACAAGAUCUCGCAUACGGAGAAGUCGGCCUAUGUCGCACAGUACGCGUUGCGCGGUAUGACGACCACCGUGGCGACAGAGACCGAGCAGACCCCAGCACCGAAGCCCGCCGUCACGUCCUCACGGUCCAAUCGUGCCAACGCGCGUCGUCGCGCACAAGGCCUCGAAGAGAUCAACCAGGUUCAGCGCGCGAUGGCUCUGUCGAAGGGAGAGGCUGCUGCUCCGGACUCCGUCAAGUACAAUCAGCUGCAAACGAGGAAGAAGCAUCUGCGCUUCGCGCGGUCGCCCAUCCACGACUGGGGCCUGUAUGCGAUGGAGAAGAUCAACCGCGGAGACCUCGUGAUCGAGUAUGUCGGCGAAGUCAUUCGUGCGCAGGUUGCAGACAAGCGCGAGAAGGCGUACGAGCGUCAGGGCAUUGGUAGCAGCUACCUCUUCCGUAUCGAUGAGGACUUGGUAGUGGAUGCGACCAAGAAGGGCAAUCUUGGUCGACUCAUCAAUCACUCUUGCGACCCGAACUGCACAGCGAAGAUUAUCACAAUCAGUGGAGAGAAGAAGAUUGUGAUAUACGCGAAGCAAGACAUUGAGCUUGGCAGUGAGAUUACUUACGAUUAUCACUUCCCUAUCGAACAGGACAAGAUACCUUGCCUUUGCGGUUCCGCCAAGUGCCGUGGGACUCUCAACUAGACCUGCCUAAUCACUACUCGCUCCUACAUAUGUUUAUGUGCCGCUACUGCUUCCUCCGCAUACCCCGCUGUCGUCGUUGCUCCUGUGCGCCUGUCUCACUACUUCUUGCCACUCUCCAUCAUCGCUGUCAUUGAUUGCAACACUCGCAUCCAAUCCGCCCACAUUUGUAUCUUAUAUUGUAACAUGCGUCUUCAUGCGUCUUAUUCAGGCCCAG